CGGUACGAGCCAAAUACCGUACCAUACCGUACCAUGCUCACCCCUACCCAAAACCCAAAAGAAGUGCCUUUUAUGGCAAAACCCCGCCAGUAUUUGGGGCGAGAGUGGAAAGUUUUCAAAUUUCUCCCUGGCACAGAUUACAGUAGCGGGUCGUCCUUUUCACAGUGCGCCAACUCCGACGCAUGCGAUAUUCUCAGCCAUUUCCGGUGCUUGCAUGCCGCAGCAAUUCGCUCAAGAACCGACUUCAGCUCAUCCGGAAUCGGCAGCUGCUCUGACAUCUUUUUCGAAGGCGAUGAUGGAAGAUAUGUGCUCUGCGGAGGAAGUGGUCCAGCCUUACUCGACCAUUUCGUGGAGCCUUUCUUACCCAGCUUCCGUACUGGACAAGCUCCUACUCCUUCCCAGCAUCAGGCCGUUGCCAGACAGAUGCAUGCUGUGGUGUUGCUCUACAACUAUUUUCAUAGGAAGCAAUCUCGUGAACAUGCAUUCCUUGACUUCAUGUCGUUUUGUAAGCUGGCGAUUGUAUUGAAACCAAGCUUGAUGGCUUACAUGAAACUUAUGGAUCAAGUGGAUUGUUCUAUGAUGGAUGGUUUCGAGAGUAAACUUUCACAAACAGAAGAGGCUAUUUUCAAUGCAUGCAACAUAUCUCUAGCUCUGGAUGCAUCAAAAAAUGUCCCAGUUACAGGUGAUUGGCCAGUGUCUAAAGUUGCUGUCUUCUUAGUGAACUCAGGGAAGGAAAAGUGCAUGCUAUUGGAUACCAAUGGGGAAAACAGACAGGAGCUGCAGAAGUAUUAUUGAAUGACACUGAAAAUAAUAAUGCUGACGCUAGGAUUUUGGAUUGGGCUUUUUUUGCUGUUGAAAGUGUGGCAGCCAUCAACAGAAGUGAUCUAGUGGUUCUA
This is a messenger RNA of Cuscuta campestris, 896 nucleotides long. Lineage: Eukaryota; Viridiplantae; Streptophyta; Magnoliopsida; Solanales; Convolvulaceae. The record is from the annotation of a GenBank genome assembly.